GGAACUCAAACCAUGCUCAAAUUUGGGGUAACUCGCUCGACGCGAUCAUUGAACUUCAAGGCUUCAUCAAAAUAUGCAGCAAGUUUGCGGCCGAGUCUCUCCUACAACAUGAGCGCCGGCUCGAUCUCAUCUGCGGUUUUUGGAGUGAGAUACAACUCGUCAGCUCCGACAUCUGAGAUCAAGAACAAGCUCACAGAUUUCUCAGCUGAGAACUCAAGUGUUGUCUCUGAUAUGGUGACUACCACCAUGAGGUCUGAUGAACUAGGUUAUAUGGCGUCAAUUGGUCUUGGAGAGGGCUGGGGCCCCACCGCUCUCAUCACCAACAUUCUCGAGAUUACUCAUGUAUAUACUGGUUUACCAUGGUGGGCUUCUAUUGUAUGCGCCACUUUCGCCGUACGUACCAUGAUGUUUCCCUUGUACGUGAAGUCCUCGGCUAAUAUGGCCAAAAUGUCCAGAGUCAAGCCCCAGGUUGACCAGCUUAUGAACGAGAUGAGAAGCGGAACAAACUCAGAAAAGAUGGCCGCCAUGAGCCAGCGAAACAAGUUGUAUAAGGAAAACGACAUUAAGACCUUGCACUCAUUCUUGCCUAUGCUUCAAUUGCCGAUUGCCUAUGGGUUUUUCCAAGCGACAAGAAAUAUGGCAAAUUUCCCAGUGGAAGGAUUCACUACUCAGGGUGCCUACUGGUUUGAAAACUUGACUCAAGCUGACCCUUACUUGGGUUUGCAAAUUCUGACAGCUCUUGUGGUCACAGGUAUGAUGAGAGGUGGUGGAGAAACCGGUGCUCAGACUAUGAACCCGAUGGUCAAAAAGGUUAUGACAUAUUUGCCAUUUCUUUCGAUUUUUGUGACCUACAACUUGUCCGCGUCGGUCUUGGUAUAUUUUGCCGCAAACGCUGUUUUCUCCUUUUUUCAAUCGCUUAUCUUGAAGAAUAAACACUUCCGGAAGUUUGCAGCGAUUCCUCCAAUUCAACCACCAAUCACUGUGCCUGGCGGUAAAGCACCUCCCGCGUCUGUGAGUGAAUGGUGGAAUGAAUACAACUCAAAUUUGAAAAAACAGGCUCGUUCAAAAAUGGAACAAACAAACAAAAAGCUUGAAGCCAUGGAGUCAAGAAGACAAAACAAAGGUGAUGGCUUUAUCAAAAGACAUUAGAAAACUUAACUGUAAAUAGCCCUUUAUAUUCUAUUAUAAUUGAAAACAGACUGUAUUAUUUACCGCCUUUGACUAUUAGUAGCAGCUCUUCACCUUCGGGGUCAAAUAUCAACUGAUAACUUUCUAUCAACAUCUCGAGUACGUGAUUUAUGACACCAAAGUUAUUCAUCAAUGUCUCCAAAUUGCUAGCUUCUGUUAAGGCUGGUCCGAUUACCGUCGCCAAAUUGGAACAUGUCAUUUUGUUGCUUUCAUUUUGCUGCACAACAACGCUUAAGUGCCUCACAAGAGCUCGAAGUGUGCAAUAAUUUUCACGAGGAAGGGUGGAAAAUAUCUUCCUUAACGCUAGUACAUCAUUUUUCGUGAGU
Metschnikowia bicuspidata var. bicuspidata NRRL YB-4993 is the source of this 1514-nucleotide messenger RNA. RefSeq names its product membrane insertase. The coding region runs from base 13 to 1149 and encodes 378 amino acids. The record is from RefSeq and is a predicted model, not a curated record. Gene Ontology annotation, cellular component: mitochondrial inner membrane. The transcript has a single exon. Lineage: Eukaryota; Fungi; Ascomycota; Pichiomycetes; Serinales; Metschnikowiaceae. Gene Ontology annotation, molecular function: membrane insertase activity. Gene Ontology annotation, biological process: protein insertion into mitochondrial inner membrane from matrix; mitochondrial respiratory chain complex IV assembly.